CUCUGCCACCUUGAAUGCAAACCACAUCAAAGGGGAAGCCCUUAACCGCAAGCUAUUCCUAGUAUCAGAGCUCUAUAAAUACCGCCUCAUUCGACAAUGGAGCACUCAGAACACUUUCGAAAUGGAAUCCGUGCAACGCAGCUACGAAGACUUCCCCGCAAUGCCCAGCGCCGUUUUUCGACUCAUGGGCUACAAUGUGUUGGACGCACCGGACGAGACGCGUUCGCGGAGGCUGUUAAUGUGGAUCUACCGCUGGCUGUGCACCUGCAGCCACGCCGUCUGCGUGGGAUUUAUGAUUUUCCGCAUUUUUGAGGUCAAAACCAUAAACAGCAUCCCGCUGAUCAUGCGCUACGUCACUUUGGUCACCUAUGUCAUCAAUUCGGACACCAAGCACGCCACCGCCAUGCAGCGAGAAUCGAUUCGAAAUCUUAAUAAGAAACUGGCCGACUUGUAUCCGAAAACUACCAAGGAUAGAGUAUAUUAUAGGGUGAAUGAACACUACUGGUCGCGAUCAUUUCUGGCCAUGAUUUGCAUCUACAUUGGGUCCUCCAUUAUGGUCGUCAUUGGUCCCAUUCUACAGUCGAUUUUCGCCUAUUUCACACGGCACCAGUUUACAUAUGAACAUUGCUAUCCAUAUUUCAUAUACGAUCCCAAUCGACACCCGGUCUGGGUCUAUAUCAUCAUCUAUGCCACGGAGUGGCUUCACAGCACCCACAUGGUGAUCUCUAACGUAGCCACAGACCUCUGGCUGCUGUGCUUUCAGGUGCAGAUCUGCAUGCACUUUAGCUGCAUGACUCGGUCCCUGGAGGAGUACCAACCAGAUCGGACGCACGACGUAGAUGAUAAUCGCUUCCUGGCGCAGAUGGUGAACAAGCACGAAUACCUGGUUAUACUUCAGAACGAUCUCAACGGUAUCUUUGGUGGGUCGCUGUUGUUAAGCCUCAUUACUACUUCGGCAGUUAUCUGCACGGUUUCGGUGUAUUCGCUUAUACAGGGCCUAACCUUGGAGGGGAUUACAUAUGUGUUUUUCAUCGGCACUUCAGUCAUGCAGCUGUUCUUGGUUUGUAAUCACGGCCAGCAGCUUCUCGAUUUGAGCGAAGACAUUGGCCACGCCGCCUAUAACCACAACUGGCACAAAGCCUCGAUUGCCUACAAGAAGUAUCUGCUGAUUAUCAUUAUCCGCGCCCAAAAGCCAGUCGAACUCAGCGCCAUGGGGUAUUUGCCGAUCUCGCGGGACACCUUCAAGCAGCUAAUGAGCGUGACUUACCGGGGUCUCGCCAUGAUACGUCAAAUGAUCGAAUAGAAGGAAU
Drosophila pseudoobscura is the source of this 1310-nucleotide messenger RNA. It is a transcript of the gene Or85f, whose product is annotated as Odorant receptor 85f. Gene Ontology annotation, molecular function: olfactory receptor activity; odorant binding. The transcript has 4 exons. Gene Ontology annotation, cellular component: plasma membrane. Gene Ontology annotation, biological process: detection of chemical stimulus involved in sensory perception of smell; sensory perception of smell. NCBI's taxonomy places the organism in Eukaryota, Metazoa, Arthropoda, Insecta, Diptera, Drosophilidae. The record is from RefSeq and is a predicted model, not a curated record. Bases 122 to 1303 code for a protein of 393 amino acids.